AUGGCGCCGGCGGUGCAGCAGCAGCAGCAGCAGCAGAGCGGAGGGGGGUCGUCGGUGGGGACGACGACGCGGUGGUGCCCGACGCCGGAGCAGCUGAUGAUACUGGAGGAGAUGUACAGGGGAGGGCUGAGGACGCCGAACGCGGCGCAGAUACAGCAGAUCACGGCGCACCUCUCCACCUACGGCCGCAUCGAGGGCAAGAACGUCUUCUACUGGUUCCAGAACCACAAGGCCCGCGACCGCCAGAAGCUCCGCCGCCGCCUCUGCAUGAGCCACCACCUCCUCUCCUGCGCCCACUACUACGCCGCCGCCGCCGCCUCCUCCCACCACCACCACCUCCUCGCCUCCUCCCCCACCGCCGCUCCUCCUCUCUCCGUCGCCGCCGCCGCCGCUCCUCCCCCGCUGCUCACGCCGCACUCCUACCCCUCCCACCCUUCCUCCGCCCAGCUCCUCUCCCCCACCUCCCCCGCCGCCGCACCAUACACCACCAGCUACUACUACCCCUUCGCCGCCGCCGCGCCGCCGGCCAGGACGACGUCGCCGGCGAGCCCCCUCUUCCAGUACAACCAGGCCGGAGUGUUGCCGGCGGCGGCGGAGGCGAUCGGGAGGGCGGAGUCGUACUCGCUGGGGAAGCUAGUGGACAACUUCGGGGUGGCACUGGAGGAGGCGUUCCCGCCGCCGCCGGCGGCCGAAACGGCGGCCGGCGCCGGCUUCUGCAGGCCGCUCAAGACGCUGGACCUCUUCCCCGGCGGCCUCAAGGAAGAGCAGCAUGACGUCGUCUAGUAGCUAGCUACCUACCUACUUAAUUAGUUAUAUUAAUUAAUUAACAUCGCAUGCAUGAUGGAUCCAUCCAUCCAUUAUGUAUUAAUUAACCUUAAUUCUCUCUUCCUCGACAAACUUCUCUGCUCAA
Molecule: messenger RNA, 910 nt
Organism: Oryza brachyantha (malo sina)
Lineage: Eukaryota; Viridiplantae; Streptophyta; Magnoliopsida; Poales; Poaceae
Product: putative WUSCHEL-related homeobox 2
Exons: 2
Coding region: 1-783 (260 amino acids)
Biological process (GO): plant organ development
Molecular function (GO): DNA-binding transcription factor activity; DNA binding
Source: RefSeq, a predicted model, not a curated record